Molecule: messenger RNA, 3808 nt
Organism: Ornithorhynchus anatinus (platypus)
Lineage: Eukaryota; Metazoa; Chordata; Mammalia; Monotremata; Ornithorhynchidae
Gene: IFT122
Product: intraflagellar transport 122
Exons: 28
Coding region: 88-3504 (1138 amino acids)
Biological process (GO): protein localization to cilium; non-motile cilium assembly; intraciliary retrograde transport
Cellular component (GO): intraciliary transport particle A; non-motile cilium
Molecular function (GO): protein binding
Source: RefSeq, a predicted model, not a curated record
UGCCCCGGGUAGCCCAGGUAGCCAAACUGGCUUCCAGGCGCGGGGCCGUGGCUCGGGGCGAGCGGGAGAAGGCGGAGGGGAUUAGCCAUGCGGGCCGUGUUGACCUGGAGGGAUAAAGCGGAACAAUGUAUAUAUGACCUCGCAUUUAAACCCGACGGAACUCAGCUGAUUUUGGCUGCAGGAAACAGACUACUGGUUUACGACACAUCUGAUGGGACCUUAAUUCAGCCCUUGAAAGGACACAAAGACACUGUAUACUGUGUGGCAUAUGCUAAAGAUGGCAAACGUUUUGCUUCUGGAUCAGCUGACAAAAGCGUUAUCAUCUGGACAUCCAAACUGGAAGGCAUCCUGAAGUACACGCACAAUGAUUCUAUACAAUGUGUUUCCUACAACCCGAUUACCCAUCAAUUGGCUUCUUGUUCCUCCAGUGACUUUGGCCUUUGGUCUCCUGAGCAAAAAUCUGUCUCUAAGCACAAAGCCAGCAGUAAAAUCACCAGUUGUAGCUGGACGAACGAUGGCCAGUACCUUGCUCUGGGGAUGUUCAAUGGCGUUAUCAGCAUAAGGAAUAAAAAUGGUGAGGAGAAAGUGAAGAUAGAGCGUCCGGGAGGUACUCUCUCCCCUGUCUGGUCCAUCUGCUGGAGUCCUUCAAGAGAUGAAAACAAUGACGUUCUGGCUGUGGCAGACUGGGGUCAGAUACUCUCUUUCUACCAACUCAGUGGCAAGCAGGUUGGUAAGGAUCGGACACUGACUUUUGACCCCUGCUGCAUUAGCUAUUUUUCCAAAGGAGAAUAUAUCUUGCUGGGAGGAUCAGAUAAGCAAGUCUCCCUCUUCACCAAGGAUGGCAUACGUCUUGGGACUGUUGGAGAACAGAACUCCUGGGUGUGGACUUGUAAAGUUAAACCAGAAUCUAACUAUGUGGUGGUUGGCUGCCAGGAUGGAACCGUUUCCUUCUACCAACUGAUUUUCAGCACAGUCCAUGGACUGUAUAAGGAUCGUUACGCUUACCGGGACAACAUGACUGACGUGAUUGUCCAGCACCUCAUCACAGAGCAGAAAGUUCGGAUUAAAUGCAGAGAGCUCGUCAAGAAAAUUGCCAUCUACAAAAACAGAUUAGCUAUCCAACUUCCAGAGAAAAUACUGAUAUAUGAAUUAUAUUCACUUGACAUAACAGACAUGCAUUACCGAGUGAAGGAAAAAAUCCUCAAGAAGUUUGAAUGCAACCUGCUGGUGGUGUGUUCGGAUCACAUCAUCCUUUGCCAGGAGAAAAGGCUGCAGUGCCUGUCCUUUAGUGGAGUGAAAGAGAGGGAGUGGCAGAUGGAGUCUCUCAUUCGUUACAUCAAGGUGAUUGGAGGCCCUCCAGGGAGAGAAGGCCUGUUAGUUGGUCUAAAGAAUGGUCAGAUCCUGAAGAUCUUUGUGGACAACCUGUUCGCUGUUGUCCUGCUCAAACAGACCACAGCUGUUCGGUGCCUAGACAUGAGUGCGUCUCGAAACAAGCUGGCCGUGGUGGAUGAAAAUGACACCUGCCUGGUGUAUGACCUUUGCACCAAGGAGCUGCUUUUCCAGGAACCAAAUGCUAACAGUGUGGCCUGGAACACUCAGUGUGAGGAUAUGCUCUGUUUCUCUGGAGGGGGUUAUCUCAACAUCAAAGCGAGCAACUUCCCCGUUCACCAGCAGAAGCUUCAAGGCUUUGUCGUGGGCUACAAUGGCUCCAAGAUCUUCUGCCUGCAUGUUUUCUCCAUGUCUGCCGUGGAAGUGCCUCAGUCUGCCCCUAUGUAUCAGUACCUGGACCGGAAAAUGUUCAAAGAAGCCUACCAGAUUGCUUGCCUAGGUGUGACUGAAACAGAUUGGAAAGAUUUGGCCAUGGAGGCUUUAGAAGGAAUGGAGUUUGAAACAGCCAAAAAGGCAUUUACCAGAGUACAAGACCUUCGGUAUUUAGAACUGAUCAACAAUAUUGAGGAGAGGAAGAAGCUUGGAGAGACCAACAAUGAGUUGUUUCUCGCAGAUGUUUAUGCCUACCAGGGAAAGUUCCACGAGGCAGCUAAACUGUACCAGCGGAGUGGGCAUGAGAAUCUUGCUCUGGACAUGUUUAGUGAUCUGCGCAUGUUUGACUUUGCUAAGGCCGUGAUUUCGGUCUUCUCUCUUUCCGAGGACAGGUUAACAGACAUGGCUCGGAAACUGGAUAAAGCGGAGCGGGAGCCACUGUUGAUGUGCGCUUACUACUUUAAGGUGUUGGACAACCCCGGCUACGCUGCUGAAAUCUACAUGAAGAUGGGGGACCUGAAGCAUCUGAUAGAGCUCCAUGUAGAAACUCAGCGCUGGGAAGAGGCCUUUUCUCUGGGGGAAAAGCAUCCUGAAUUUAAGAAAGAGAUCUAUGUGCCCUAUGCUCAGUGGUUGGCAGAGAACGAUCAGUUCGAAGAAGCGCAAAAAGCAUUCCAUAAAGCUGGCAGUCAAGGAGAAGCGAUAAAAGUAUUGGAACAGCUAACCCACAAUGCUGUAGUAGAAAACAGGUUUAACGAUGCAUCAUACUAUUACUGGAUGCUGUCCAUGCAGUGCCUUGAUAUAGCUCAAGAUGAAUCACAGAAGGAGGAGAUGCUCCGCAAGUUUCACCACUUUCAGCACUUGGCAGAUAUUUAUCACGUGUACCACUCCAUUCAGAGAUACACGGAUGAACCUUUCAGUUUUCAUCUCCCUGAGACACUUUUCAAUAUCUCCAGAUUCCUGCUCCACAGCCUGACCUCGGAGAUUCCCUUAGGGAUCUCUAAAGUCAAUACACUCUUCACCCUGGCCAAGCAGAGCAGAGCCUUGGGAGCGUUUAAAUUGGCUCGUCAUGCUUAUGAAAAGUUGCAGGGUCUGCAGAUCCCAAUGAGGUUCCAGAAGUCCAUUGAGCUAGGCAGCCUGACAAUCCGCUCCAAGCCCUUCCAUGACAGCGAGGAGCUUGUGCCCCUGUGUUAUAGGUGCUCCACCAACAACCCCCUGCUCAACAACCUCGGGAAUAUCUGCAUUAAUUGCCGGCAGCCAUUCGUCUUCUCCGCUUCUUCAUAUGAGGUUUUGCAUCUGGUGGAGUUCUACCUGGAGGAAGGGAUCACAGAUGAAGAAGCCGUGGCGCUAAUAGACCUGGAGAUCCCCAGAUCAGGCAAGAGAAUGUACCAGUGGAAAGAAACAGAAAGUAGCAAUUCCCAAAGUCUGCAGCUGAGUGAGAAGGUGGGAAACAUCAAACAAGAAGAUCCAUUUACUGCCAAACUGAGCUUUGAGCAAGGGAACUCCGAGUUUGUCCCUGUGGUGGUGAACCGGGCGGUCCUGCGCACCAUGAGCAGACGAGAUGUUCUGAUUAAGCGUUGGCCCAAGCCGUUGCCGUGGCAGUACUUCCGCUCCCUGCUCCCGGAUGCUUCCAUCACUAUGUGCCCUUCGUGCUUUCAGAUGUAUCACUCAGAAGAUUAUGAGCUGCUGGUCCUGCAGCACAACUGCUGUCCAUUCUGCCGGAGACAUAUCGAUGACACCAGUUAGUGACACCUCGACUGCUAGACACUCCUCUUCAGGGUUUUCUGGAGGGGUGGCGCAACACAGACUUCUCAUAUAUUCAUUGGCUUUCUUGCUUUCAUUUGGGCCAGGCUUUUUUUUUUUAAGAGACGUUUUAAUGAGGAAAAGGAGAAAAAGUCGGAACGUUGCUUCAUGUCCUGAUGAAAUUUGUAUUUUUAUGAGCUAGUAUAUCUACCAAAUCCCUAUUUAUGACAUUUUCUGCUUUGUAAGUAGCAGUUAAAUGUAAAAGACAGUCUGUAUAUUUUCUAUUAAAACUAAUCUUACUCUAGAA